AUGGAUGUGACGCCGUUGUUUUCUACGGAGACCAGUGAAGGCAGCUGUGCCAAGAUAAAUCUGAAUCAUUCCGAAUCUUGCAGAGACGGAGAGCGUAUGUAUAUGUUAGGAGAUAACAUAGGCACAGGCUAAUUAUUGCUAACUAAAAUGCUAGUUAACAUUAGCAAUUAAACUUAAACAGCCAAUGUAAAUCGAAACUGCCUGCGAGCUUGUCCUGUACUACUCCUCUACUAUGCGACAGUAAGUCGCGUGGUUAUGACACAAUCGUUAGCCUAUUUUUACAAAAACGUCUGCUACGGAGCCAUAACAUGAGCUACAAGUUUAUGGAGACUUUUAUUCAUUGUCGUGUUUCUUUAGAAAUGAACAAAAAUAGAGUCGUUAAACGCUUCAGAUGUAAAGUUAUUCGCUGUCAAAGGGACGUCAAAAUGAAUGGCAGUCAAUGGAAUGCUAACGGCGGGGGCAUUUUACACGAAGUGAGGCUUCAGCGUACAGCGAUACAAACACGGGAACACCUCCAUCAGCAGUUUUAGCCACUGGACUCUCUGGAAGGUUUGAAGUGAUGUCGUCCGUGUGGCAGCAGGAGCCGUCCGGUUAUUCCCCCUGCGUAGAGAUCGACUCCAGCUCUGUCAGGUGCAAAGACAGGCUGACCUCUCCGAUCUGGCUGAAACAGGAACAAGACGACCUCCGCAUCAUCAAGUGGGAGAACUUUCAAACGGGAGCCUCGGCAGAUGCUGUUCAGGACAACACACCCAGCAGUGCCAUGUCCGCUGCCUCACAUCAGGAAAGCCUUCCCCCGCGGGUGGUGCUGACCAUCACCAAGCUGCAGUGCAUGCUGGAGAGCAAACAGGAGCGCAUCACUGCACUGGAGAAGCAGGUGGAGGACCUGAUGCAGGACCGCAAGUUCCUGAGGAGCCAGAUUGAAAACCUCACAAGUAACCGCACCAUGCCAACCUUUGCAUCACCCAGUCCAGUAACUGAAGCUCCUAAACCCAGCAAAGUGCAGCACUCGGAAAACAAAUCUCGGAAGAGAGAAAAAGCUUCUUCUUGUUCCUCUGACAGCAGCAACAGCGGCUCUGAAGCGUCGGAUUCGUCAGAAGUUUCAGCGGCGUCAAGUGAAUACAGAAGGAAGAAACACCACAAGGACAAGAAAAGAUCAAGAAAAGGGAAGGACUACAGCAGGAAGAGGGCCACCGGCGUCCAGUAUGUCAUCCACCGCUACAAACAAGUCCUGUCAGCCUUCAUCAAGAAGAAAAGCAUGAGCGAAGCCUUCCGCCAUCUUGGAAUCGACCGGAACACCAUCGCCAACACUGCAUCGAUUGCCGAGCUCCAUCUGGCCGGCAAAGACAUGGUCCCCCUGGUGGGCAUGUUUCGCCAAGGAGAAGAGACACUGGUCAGCUACGCCAACAGGUGCACCCUGGUCAUAGACAGCGACGCUGACCUGUCCAGGAAAAUAGACCAUAUGAAAGCUAGCGGCGAGCUUCUGCCCAUCGCAGGGAAAAGGCAGAGGUUGUUGCAUUCUCACAUGCAACAGAUGGGGGGCGCAGCAGAGGGCAUUUUAUUAGGUUGAUGAAUUUCUAAUUGUAUGUGGUUGGGGUGAAACAUAAUGCCUUUUACAAAAACAUGUUCCUUUGUUUUGAUUGAUAUUUAUGUUUUAUGUAGCAGUUUAGCCUUUUUCUUAAAUUGAUUUAGUAAAUUAUUUUCAGAAUGUCCAUGUCCAUGAUGUAUAUUUUGCCCUUACAACUGCUGUCAGUAAAGAGCAGAAGUUUGUGUGUAGCGUACGAAACACCCACAAGAUGGCAGUGCUACCAUAUUAGAUCAUUUUUACAAAGCACUCCUCUUGUCAUUUACUCCAAAAUGGUGGAUUGUCAAUUUCCAUUUUCCAGCACCUUGUUUUUGUGGAGGCGUAACUUUUCUGUUUAUAGAACAGUUGUGAAAAAUAAUUUUGUUGACAUUAUCCUGUGAUUCUUAUGCUGUAAUUGAACCGACCGAUUUCAAAACUGCGUUUGUUGCAAAGUGUGUUAAUGUUUCUGAACCGGCCAACAAAUGAAAACAGUUUUUCAUACAGAGAUUUCAGUGAGUUAUGUUGCCUUUGCUUUUAUCUUUUUUGAUUAUUAUAUUUUUUAGGGGGGGAGGCUUUUCUCUUUAUUUGAUAGUGACAGUGGAUAGACAGGAACGGUGGGAAAAAGAUGGCAGAUGACACGCAGCAAAGGACCGCAGGUUGGAUUCGAACCCCGGGCCGCUGCAAAGGACUCAGCCUACAUGGGGAGGUCGCCCUGCUUUUAUAUUGGAUCAUAUCAUCUCCAAAUUAUAUAACCUCUGUCUUUUGUGAGCUGAAAUGGGAUUGACAACAAAUGAAUUGCAGAACAAAUGUGUAUUCAAUUUGCUCUCAGAGGCAUAUUUGUAUUCUGUCUCUUGACCAGAGGAGUGGGCUGGACCAGUUGUGUAGACAGAUGGAAAAGCUUGGUGAGACAUCCAUGGCCGAUGGUAAGUGUCAGAGCAAAGUGUUGCCAUUGCCUUCCCUGCUGUUUGCUUUUCACGUGGAGUGACAAAUUACUCGUGCAGAGCCAUUACAGGGGCUGCACCCAGGCUGUGUAUCUUUGCAUUAGACUCGGUCACUGUCACUCCCAGUCACACACCGGCUAUCUGCUUAUCUUUAACUCUCUGCAUCCCAAUCUGUCCGUCCCCUCUCCUCUAAACCCCGCCUCACAUCACUUCUUCCAUCUCUUCUUUACCCUUCCAUUUCUUUCUGUCUCAUGUGUUCAUCCAAAACAAAAAGCUGGUGGAGUUUUGGACAGUGUAGAAACAUUUCAGGCCAGCAGAGGUGACCCAAAGUUGCUCUCAGCCUGUUCACAGCCACAGGGGGCUGGUGUAUGCUGGUCUGCUCAGCAGCGUGAGGAAAAAAAGGGUGGGGUUGUAUCUCUGCCAGCACUCAUAUCUACCCAUCUCCUGAGGCAUGCAAACGUCAGUUCUGCUCUCCUUGUCACGAGAUGUGAAGGAAGGUUUUCUGCAAACUCUGGAAUGAAAAAAUGACGCUGUGCGUAAAGUACAGGCUGUUAUUGAGGUACUGUAUGUGAUUUAUUUCAUUUUUGCACACCACCCCUGUUUGUCACCCUGUCCCU
Etheostoma spectabile (orangethroat darter) is the source of this 3119-nucleotide messenger RNA. Its product is annotated as coiled-coil domain-containing protein 106. The transcript has 6 exons. Gene Ontology annotation, cellular component: nucleoplasm. The coding region runs from base 560 to 1567 and encodes 335 amino acids. NCBI's taxonomy places the organism in Eukaryota, Metazoa, Chordata, Actinopteri, Perciformes, Percidae. The record is from RefSeq and is a predicted model, not a curated record.